UGUCAUUUGAAAUUUGUAAAUAAUCGACUUUUCGCGUUAUCAAUUCAGCCUCUUUUACACAGUUUUAAUACAAACUAUCAAAGCUUCAAGUCGUUAAAGACAUAGUCAAAGGUUUUAUUCAAACUUUUUCCUGCUCCGAAAUGGAACUCCGAUCGAUAAAGCUGUGACUAAUCAAACUUCUCUGUAUAUCCAAUCACGAUCUAAAAAUAAACUUUCGUUGCGCUAUAAGAUGUCUCUCGGAUCGAAGAAGAAACCCCUGCACAAGCAUAAAUUUCUCAUAAAAAAUCAAUUCCUAUGAUCAACGCCAACGACGAUCCCGUGACAAUAAUCGGCGUAUUAUAUUAUAGCAGCUGCGCCUCGUAUGCACAGAGAGACUAGACUCUAGACACUAUAAAUCGAUUGGGUGUUAGAGGCGUGCGUUGGCAGGUCCGUGUCCGAGGCUCUCCUUGCGAUAUUUGGCCUCUCUCUUUUCUCCUCGUCGUGUCGUUCGCCUCGCGGUGUGUGUGUGUGUGCGUGUGUCUCCUCUUGUCCUCGAGACGGCGAUUUUCCGCACAUUAUAUUAGGUAGUCCUCUUCAUCAUCCGCGAGGCGAUACGUACACCAGCUCCAUCUCAAAUCUGAGAACAGUCGCAGAGAGGAAGAGAGACGGAGGCAGCGAAAGGGACAGACAGAAGAUCAAUCCUAACCAAUGUCGGCCGUCGAAGACGUCUUCGAGAGCUGGGAGGAGAUGGAGGAGUCGGGGGCACUCGACAAGAAACUCAAAGCUCUUGUGGUCAACCCCACAGAUGGACUUGAGGACGAGUCCAGGAACAAAGAUCGCAAUUCGGACACAAGAAUAAUUAUACUCGGAGAUGAAACCAUGCGAUCACAGUAUACUCCAAAACCUACUGUUAAAAUACUGAAGAGACCAGACAGGAAUUCACAAGGUGACGGACCACUGUUAAAUGGUGAUAAACCAAAGCAACCCAUCAAAUCUUUAAAACAGAGAGAACAAGAGUAUGCAGAAGCAAGAAGAAGAAUAUUGGGAGAAGAGAAGAGCCCUGAGGAGAAAAUAAUACCGGAAGUCAAUAGGAUACAAGGAAAACCAUUAGUAGCUGGUGGAAAUAAUUUACCAACAAAUAUCACAAGAAUGCCAACAGGGCCAGAUGGAACCAAAGGAUUCAAUGUACGCAGGUAGCGUGUAUGAAAAUGUUCAACUGUAAUUACCCAUCUUGUUGCUCUUUUCUCUUACCCUUGAUAUGGAAAGGGAAAGAGACGGCUAUGAGGCCGAAAGCAGCGGACUGCUACAAGUGCUCUGGAUCCGGGCACAGCACUUCUAUGCUGCAUUGGAAGUGCUAUGACAACUGUUUUCUGUAAAGCUGCGUUCACAGAUAAAAAACACAAGAACGAUGAUGCCUUUGUACAAUCAGAGUCAAAAUAGCCAUGACUGUGCGACGCUGCUUAUUGUCGAUGUAACAAUUUGACACUUCAUCAAGUUACGUAAUUUCAAAAUAAAAGAUGUUUUAUUAAAAAAAUUUAUAAAUAUAUAUAUAUGAAUAUAAUUUCCAUAUUUCAUUGAGAACAUAGUUGUUAUAUUUGUAGAAAAUGUCUAAUUCUCAUGGCAAGAGUGCAAAAUCACAAUUUAAGCAUAGAAAUAGCCAAUUAGGGGUAAAAGAAAAUAAUUUUAAAAUUAUUUAUUAGAAAGUAUAACGUUUAUUUAAAAAUCCAAAUAUUAUGAUUAACUUAACAAUUUUGAACAAGCAACUGUUGUGAAAUUUUUGUAUUAUUUUUUUUUUAUUAGACUACUUACUUUUAGACUUAAUUAUUAUUACUCUUUUGAAAUAUCACAGUGAGUCUGCGUAUUCAAUAUUAGGCUUGUUAUUACUAUAAAAUUGAUUAAGAUUCAUUGAAAUGUGAAAUAAUAAGAUACACCUCGACUAUAAAAAUAAUGUCAUUGAUUGCAAUUGUCAAGAUUUUUUUUGAGAGUUUUUUAAUAAACAUAUAUUUUUUGUAUUUAUUAUAAAAUAUACAUUUUGUCAUAAAUGACAGAGAUACUCAAAGUCAACAUACUAGUUUAAUCAUUAAGAAAUAUCCCAUUCCUUCUAAAACAAUGUCCAUAACUUGUCAGAUCACCUUUUUUACUUAAAAUGACAGAGAGGUGAAGUUAUAUUACAAACAAAAUUUUGAAUUAUAACAUUAACUAGCUAAUAAGUAAAUGUGCAAUAGAUAUCUGCAUGUCAAAAAAA
Messenger RNA from Nasonia vitripennis (jewel wasp), 2224 nucleotides. Its product is annotated as SUZ domain-containing protein 1. NCBI's taxonomy places the organism in Eukaryota, Metazoa, Arthropoda, Insecta, Hymenoptera, Pteromalidae. The coding region runs from base 688 to 1176 and encodes 162 amino acids. The transcript has 4 exons. The record is from RefSeq and is a predicted model, not a curated record.